AUGGUGCAAAAUUAUCGUACACCCACCGUUGUGCAUGCUAGUUUAUAUACUUUAUCAGUUGGUGUCAAUUUUCCGUUGCAGGAAUUGCCAACUAAUUCACAAGCUCAACAAUAUAUAGAUAAAAAUGGACUUCUGGAUUUAAUUAAAGAUCAGAUGUUUGCAAAUACUAUUAAUGUCACCGUUUCUCCACCGGAUAUGAAGUGUCUAUUCAAAUAA
Molecule: messenger RNA, 216 nt
Organism: Diversispora eburnea
Lineage: Eukaryota; Fungi; Glomeromycota; Glomeromycetes; Diversisporales; Diversisporaceae
Source: the annotation of a GenBank genome assembly